Hyla sarda is the source of this 2133-nucleotide messenger RNA. RefSeq names its product double C2 domain beta (gene DOC2B). The transcript is spliced from 9 exons. Gene Ontology annotation, cellular component: membrane. The record is from RefSeq and is a predicted model, not a curated record. NCBI's taxonomy places the organism in Eukaryota, Metazoa, Chordata, Amphibia, Anura, Hylidae. The coding region runs from base 205 to 1407 and encodes 400 amino acids.
GGAUCGCUUGUGGCUGCAGAAAGCUACAGACACUAUGUAAAAGGUGUCUGAAAGUCCAAGCGAGCGAACAACAUAACCUGCAGCAGCAUCUCUCCUCUUCUUUUCCAAGGAAAAUAUUUGCUUCUUUAUGUAGUUGAACUUCAAUAAACCACUCUCUUUCUGCAAUCCAUUCUCUGGUUUGGGUUUUGGAACAGAAUCGCAUGCAUGACAUACCGAAAAGGAGAGAAAAUGACCAUAAGCAUCCAGGAGCAUAUGGCCAUUGAUGUGUGCCCAGGUCCCAUCAAGCCGAUCAAACAAAUAUCUGACUAUUUUCCCCGUUUUCCUCGUGGAAUCCCCACCACCGUCACCCGUAGUAACUCCCUAAAAUCUAACGUGAGCCAACCAUCUGUUAGCCCAUCGGAAAGUUCUAAAGAGGAAGAGGAAGAUGUGGACAAAUUAUUUGGGGCAUAUGGAGCAGCUUCUACAACAGCGGCCAACACCAUACUACCUUCUAAACAUGAAGAGGAAGUGGACCUGGAUGGAUAUGAUUCCGAUGACUGCACAACCCUGGGGACACUGGACUUUAGCUUGCUGUAUGAUCAUGAAAACAAUGCUCUUCACUGCACAAUCAAUAGAGCCAAGGGCCUAAAGCCAAUGGACCACAAUGGACUGGCUGAUCCAUAUGUAAAAUUACAUUUACUUCCAGGAGCUAGUAAGGCAAAUAAACUAAGAACAAAAACACUAAGAAAUACACUAAAUCCAACGUGGAAUGAAACAUUAACAUAUUAUGGGAUCACAGAUGAAGAUAUGAUCCGUAAAACUCUAAGAAUUUCAGUUUGUGAUGAGGAUAAGUUCCGCCACAAUGAAUUCAUCGGUGAAACAAGAAUUCCUCUGAAGAAACUAAAGCCCAACCAAACCAAAAAUUUUAGCAUCUGUCUAGAGAAACAACUACCUAUAGAUAAAACAGAAGAUAAAUCUUUGGAGGAACGUGGGCGAAUUCUUAUAUCCUUAAAAUACAGCUCCCAAAAGUCAGGGCUUCUGGUAGGAAUUAUUAGAUGUGCACAUCUAGCAGCAAUGGACGCAAAUGGUUACUCUGAUCCCUAUGUGAAAACAUACUUAAAACCGGACGAAGACAAGAAAUCAAAGCAUAAAACUGCUGUGAAAAAGAAGACAUUAAAUCCAGAGUUUAAUGAGGAAUUUUGCUAUGAAAUAAAACACAGUGACCUUGCAAAAAAGACUCUAGAGGUAACAGUUUGGGAUUAUGAUAUUGGAAAAUCGAAUGACUUUAUAGGUGGAGUUGUUUUGGGAAUCAAUGCAAAAGGAGAACGUCUCAAACAUUGGUUUGACUGCCUGAAAAACAAAGACAAGAAAAUUGAGCGCUGGCACACAUUAACAAAUGAGCUCCCGGGAGCCGUCCUCAGUGACUGACCUGAGUGUCUGUGUUGUGGUUGCACAGCUGUAAAGGAACAAGACACAAGCUAUGCCUUUGCCCUUGCCACAGUUCACCAUGAUCAUACAAAAGUGGAAAGAUAAAUAGGAAUAAUUUGCCUUCCAUGCUUUUAUUAGAACAUUAAGCUGCAAUAGUGCCAAUCAGGGUAAAAUGAGAUCCACACACCUGCAUCAGUGCCCUAGUCUGCUAUGGGAAUUAUCCGACCUGGUUAUAUAUUUUAUUUCUAUUGGGAGAUUAUUUAUUUUUUCAUAUGCUGAUUUCCAUUUCUCUAUUUCAUGGGAUUGAUCGCCUAAGCAGCGAAAUGUUACUGACACAUCUUAACCAAGUGUUACCUUGUGACAGAUGCUAUUUUUCUGCAGUGGCGCUGGGUUUCUUGCAGUCUGGUUUGUCUGAAGAGCAAAAAAGAAAUAUCAGGUGUUAUCAGUAUCCUGGUUUGCACUAUUCGAUUUAAGGUAAUUCUAUCUUCUCUGCACAUGCUGAAGACCUCAUUCAACAUUUAUAGUUUUGACUAAAGUAAUUGUUACAUAUGCUGACAGUUUACGACUACAUCACAUACCAUCAGCGACCUUACGAGAUGAAUUUCCUUCUGUUCUAAUAUAAUACUCCUUUGUGCUUCUGUGCUUGUUUGCUCUAAGGAAGAAGGUGAUGCACACGUUAAAGGAAAACUGUCACAUAUUUUCUCCCGCACUAUCCACAGUGCGGGA